AUGCUUCGGUUGCGCCGUUCCUUCAUAGAUAUACACGAAGAGCAGAUGCCAAAGAGCCCUGUUUUGAUUUUCGGACAAGAUGUUUCUUGUCUUCCUAAGGGCUGUAUUUUUAUGAUCGGUUCCCUCGGUAUCUUCAUUCUCUACAUCGUCUAUGGAGGCGUCCAGGAGUAUCUAUUCAAAACGCCUGGUCUCAGUGAACACUUCAUGGCGCUGACCGCCUACCAGUUCUGCCUUUACGGAAUCAUAUCAUUUAUUGAGAGCAGAAUAAUCGGUGUUGUCUACCACUCUAACUUUCCACCUUGGCUCUACUGUUCCGUUGGAAUCACUACAACGGGCACUAUCCUCCUUUCUAAUGCCGCCGUUGUCUAUCUCAACUAUCCGACUCAGGUCAUUUUCAAGUGCUGCAAGCUCAUUCCCGUAAUGGUUUUCAGCGUUGUCAUUCAAGGGAAACAAUAUAAAUUCAUCGAUUACGUUGCCGUUGCCUGCAUGAUCGUCGGCCUUAUAUUUUUCACUCUAACUGACGUCAGCGUCCAACUGACCUUCGAUAUUCGAGGUAUUUUCGCCAUCAGCUUGGCUCUCAUCUGCGACGGCUACAUUGGUAAUCUUCAAGAGCUGGCGAUGAAGUCUUAUCACAUCCCCGCCCUUCAAAUUUUGACCUACUCCUAUGCAUUUGGAUUUGUACUGAUAUUGGUACUUCUCCUCCUCACAAACAACCUCAUCUCCUCGGCUGUGUUCUUUUUUGAGCACUUCAGUGAUGUUUUCUUUUGGAGUACACUCUUCGUACUCUCUGGCUAUUUCGGCCUGCAGUUUGUUCUCCUCCUGGUGCACCACUUUGGUGCCCUUCUAGCUGUUACCGUGACCACGGUUCGUAAGGCUGUGACCAUCGUUCUUUCAUUUCUCGUCUUUCGGAAGCCCUUUUCUAUCGAAUAUGUCUGGUCUGGCUCCUUGGUGGUGAUUGGGAUAUUCCUUCACUCCUACAGCAAAAACAAUGGCCCCAAGGCCGAACGAGAUUAUGAGUCGAAGGAUGGGGAACAACAGAUUGUCUAA
Molecule: messenger RNA, 1047 nt
Organism: Echinococcus granulosus
Lineage: Eukaryota; Metazoa; Platyhelminthes; Cestoda; Cyclophyllidea; Taeniidae
Product: Adenosine 3'-phospho 5'-phosphosulfate transporter
Exons: 10
Coding region: 1-1047 (348 amino acids)
Biological process (GO): transmembrane transport
Cellular component (GO): endoplasmic reticulum membrane; Golgi membrane
Molecular function (GO): 3'-phosphoadenosine 5'-phosphosulfate transmembrane transporter activity
Source: RefSeq, a predicted model, not a curated record